This is a messenger RNA of Saccharomycopsis crataegensis, 747 nucleotides long. RefSeq lists its product as uncharacterized. Bases 1 to 747 code for a protein of 248 amino acids. Lineage: Eukaryota; Fungi; Ascomycota; Saccharomycetes; Ascoideales; Saccharomycopsidaceae. The transcript has a single exon. The record is from RefSeq and is a predicted model, not a curated record.
AUGCUUCGUUCAGUUUUCAACACUUCCAAGAUCAACGGAGUGAAAACUUCUGGUCGUUUCUUCCAUACCACCAUCAAACCACAAACUUUCAACUUGCAAUUGGAAACCGAAAUUCGUGAUACCAUUGCCGCCCUUCCACCAGUGUCUAAGCUUUACAAGAAUGCUGACGGGACUUCUCGUGAUCCAAGCGACUCUGAAUUGAAACUUCUUAGUAAAUUGACCACUUUGACUACUGGCAGAAAGAUCUCUUUGUUCGAAGGGCUUACUCUCAAGAAAGAAUACGGGGAUUUGUACAUUGAAAACCAAGAGAAUUUGGAAUCUUUAGUUCCAUCAUACGAAAAUGGUGCCUCAGGCAAGAUUGUAGACAAAAUACCUUACGAAGACCCAUCCACUGGCGAAGUUAAAUGGCAAGUGGUUCGUGAAGAUGCCAAAGAAGGUUGGGAAAAGAUUAUGUACUUUGGAUUUGUUCCAUCCAUGUUUUUGAUGUUGGGGAUCAUUUUGUUCAAGCCAGAAGGUGGUAUUAGAGAAUGGGCCGACAAAGAAUUGCAAUUGAGAGCUCAAGAAGAACACUUCAAGGGUGACACACAAAAGGCCUGGGAUAGCUUGAGUGAUUCAGGUUUGAGUGCUGCCGAAAAGAAGAAGAGAGAUGAAGUUGUUGUGGAAAGAAUCUUGAGUGGUGAAUACGACAGAUUAGCUGGUUUGAAGAUAAAUGCCCAAAAGUUGCCAAUAGAAGAAGCUAAGCAAUAA